UUUAUAUGUUUCGCUCAUGGUUAAAUAAGUGCAAAUGUUUCCCAAAGCUGUACAUUCCUCUCUUUCUCAGGACGAGGAGUUACAGCAUGCCAAGGAGGAGCAGGAGCGGAAGGAGGAGGAGGAGUACCUGCGGCUGAAGGAGUCUUUUGUGAUCGAGGAUCAGGGAGAAGCAGAGGAGCUCAGCGAGCAAGAGUCUCGCAACCUGCUGCAGGAGUUCAUCCAGUAUGUCGAGGUAACACAUGCAUUCAGAUUUAAAGCUGCGGCGUUCAUAUUUGUGAGCGCAAGCAACAAUGUCAGCUUGAGCAGAACUAUGACUAAUAUAAUCUCAUGUGUUUGUGCAGGAGUGAUCGAUGACCGAGGGAAGUUUAUUUUCAUCACGCCGGAGGAGCUGAACGCUGUGGCUCAGUUCGUGAAGAAGAGAGGAAGAGUCUCCAUCUCAGAACUCGUUCAAGCCAGCAACACCCUCAUAAACCUCACGCCUGAGCUCCAGAGCAGCGCAUGAACCUCCUGGAGGAGCCCAGAAUGCUGUUUCCAUCGCGAGGACUUGUAAAUAAAGCGGGAUGCAUACUAUCAUUUACAGUCUAUGUCAUGUCAGAACCAGCGUACAGCGCUCAUUUCCUAAUCUAAUUUCCCUUACGUCACUCUAUAAGCAUCAUUUACCGUAGAUACAGCCAUGUCUGCUGUCAUCUCAAUCACUUCAUGAAAUAGCUGGAGGCUAAUACAGACGACUCGUUUUCAGAGGCAGAGAAGGAGAUUUUAUGUUGUUAUUGUUAUACACACACACACACACACACUUUAAACAGGAUUCCCUCAGUCGUGCUUUGGAUAAAAGUGUCUGCUAAAUGCUUAAAUGUAUGUUUUUCUAGUAAUAUUCAGCUCUGCAGUAUAUCAUUGCAUAGAAAUGCUGUAAUAGUUCUUAAAAGAUUUGUAGAACAGCUUAUCUGGUCAUUUAAAACAACUCAAAAAGUCAUGGAUAUUUGGUCAGAAACUGUGUUUUCCUCUCGCUCCUCACUGCCGUCAAAUAAAAUGGCAAAAAGCAUAAAAAACAAGUGACACUUUAAACAGGGCUUUUAUUGCUUCUUUUCUCAUUUUACUUGUUUUUCUUAAUCUAGCUGGUCUUUAUUUUAGUUCUACCCAGCGUGUUCCUGAGAGAGACCGAGCGUGUAUAUGGGAGCACAGUGUUAUUCCUGCCAGGGUUUAUAAUAGUGUGCUGGUUGUUCGUCAUUUGGUUGAUUUUCAUUUUGCACUGAUUAUUUUAAUUUUUUGGUUUUAAAGAUGUAGCCUACAGAUAUAGCCAGAGGAACAUUACGAUAAACAGUAAAACAUAAAUAGAAAUAAAAAAGUUGAAUAAAAACAUAAAAUUGUUUACAAAAAUUAACAUCUUUUUGUUCAAACAUACUGUAGUUUUCAGGUAUUGCUGUACUACCAAAUUCAAAACAAAGGCUUAUUUCCCCAUAUUUACAUCUAUACUAACUUCAGCUAAUAUAAAAGUAGCCUAUUAAUUAAAUAAUGCAUAUCGUAAGUGGAAAAAUGAAUGAAAUCUUCUCGAUACAGUUGAAAGCUGGGCAUGAUGUGAUUCUUAAUGAGACUAAAAAGAGACAAAUCGUGUAAACCACAAAAUGCAACAAUGUCACAAUUAAAUCAGAUUUUAUUUGAUUUUGUUUGUGAUUAUUUAUGAGGUAGUGUACACACA
Sinocyclocheilus grahami is the source of this 1693-nucleotide messenger RNA. Its product is annotated as DDRGK domain-containing protein 1-like. The coding region runs from base 35 to 502 and encodes 155 amino acids. Gene Ontology annotation, molecular function: ubiquitin-like protein ligase binding. The record is from RefSeq and is a predicted model, not a curated record. Lineage: Eukaryota; Metazoa; Chordata; Actinopteri; Cypriniformes; Cyprinidae. The transcript is spliced from 3 exons. Gene Ontology annotation, biological process: protein K69-linked ufmylation; cartilage development; negative regulation of IRE1-mediated unfolded protein response.